CCAUAUUACUUUCAGUUCAGUUUCUUUAAUUUUUGUAAUACAUAAAUUAAAGAUGAAGCUACAACUUUCUUAAAUCAACUGUAGUACUAAACAGCACUAAUUCAAGAAGACAACCUAAAAUUUGAUACAUAUUCCCUGUUUUGAGUAAAUUGAAAUUUGUCUACAACUAACAUCCUUGAAAUGCUUUUUUUUCUUCAUAUUUUGUUAUAGUUAUAUAGUUUCCAUAACUUUCCAAUUGAAGGCCUAAAUGAGUUCCCUAGAUGGGAUCAUUAUAUUUCUUGGACCACAGAGUUUUUCUGUUUAAUAAUAAUGUUUAAUGAAAAGAGAGGAUAACAAAACUUGUAGCACAUUAAUCUGCUUGGUGAAAUUCUGACCACUAGCCAUCAGUUAGACUUUAUGAACUACCAUGCAGUUUCCUAAUACAUGUGGUAUCGCUCGUAGGAUAUUCAUCUCUUCUUAGCAUGCUUCUGACACUUCUUUGUGAUUGAGAGUCAAAUCAAGAAUGGCUUCAUUUGGCACAUGCUCAUUGUCCAGAUAAACCUGUUAGAGGGACGUAGCCGUGUGUUUUUCACAUGAUUUUACUCUUUUGGCAUGACGAGAACUUAAGCAGAGUGAUACUUUCCAUCCGCACACUGUGGCCACCAGCACUAUGUGAUCAAAAGCUAAGUUGUUAUUCAACUACUGGAAAGCCAACACUUGACUUUGGCGUUCAUGGACUUCGACCAAAUUACGACAAUGGCUCCUAUCCAUCAAGUUGUGAUAUCACAAACCUCUAUGAUGAAACAAAGAUCAAAGACCUGAUAAGUAGCAUGCAAGAGAACUGGCCAACGCUAGCCUGUCUAAGAAAUAAAGGAACAAAAUUCUGGUCACACGAAUGGGACAAACAUGUUACCUGUUCCCUUUCUACUCUAGAUGAGCAUUCUUACUUCAAAGCAGCUCUGACCAUUAAGGAGAAGGAAUUGAGCCAGGAGGCUUUUAUAGCGUGGAAAUAAUCAAGGAAGCUGUAAAGAUGGAACUGGACAUGAAGCAGCAAUAGAAUGCAAUAAGGAUGCACUUGGUGUUGUGCAUUUUUCAGUAUUAAGCAUCAACGUGAGACUUGAGCAGGAAAAUCAUCAAUCUCAUCUGUCCACGCGUUCUUUUCUUUGGCUGGAUUGACUGUCUUGAGGGCGCGCCAAACAGCACUAUUACAUUUGAAUCCUGAUCCAAAUCCUAUUUGCCACGCUCUAUCGCCCUUCUUAAUCCUUCCUUUAGCCUCGGAAUAGGCCAAAUUGUACCAC
Solanum lycopersicum (tomato) is the source of this 1277-nucleotide messenger RNA. NCBI's taxonomy places the organism in Eukaryota, Viridiplantae, Streptophyta, Magnoliopsida, Solanales, Solanaceae. The record is from RefSeq and is a predicted model, not a curated record.